AUGCGUUCAACAUCUUUAGUUGGUUCAACUUACAUAACAAUUCGUAUUUUAUCAACCGAUGGUAAUAUUUAUGAAGAAAGUUUUUCACCGGAUACAAAUUAUUCUGAAAUCAAACAAUCGGCCAUUCGACAUUUAGUCAGUCGUUAUCACUUCGUAGAUUCUUACAAAUUGCCAUAUCGUCGCUCAUCAUUUGUUACACCAGCCACUUCUUCUUCAACGACUUACAGUGAACAACAUGAAAAACUCAUCGAAACUACUCCAUCUUAUAAAUUAAUAUCAGUAGUCAAUAGACGACCAGUUGACGACGAAAAAACUUUAUCGCAAGAACGUGCAAAAGACGGAGAUGAAUAUAUUCUUUGUGCAAAACGUGUGCCAACAGUCAAAGAUAACGAAAAUAGACCAUCCAUAAAAAUUGAUCAACAAAUGAUUGAUUCAAAAACUCAUGGCCUCAAACGAAUGCAUCCCCAGAUAAAUAAAGAUUUGCGGGCUGGACCAAUAACAGAUUUUCAUACUGAUUUAAAUAAAAUAUUGUGCACGUUAAUUGAUGCUGCACAAAAAUUACUCUAUUGUAGACCAGAUGCUGAAGCUAUUUUCAAGCAAGCUGAUGAACUGUUGACAAACUCAACAUCGCCAUUGGAUGAAGAGGCAAGAACAACAGAUGAUACAAUAAAUCAAAAGGAUUAUCGACAACGACAACUAUCUAAAUUAUGUGAUAUGGGCUAUAAUGAAGAUCGAGCAAGAUAUGCAUUGAAAAAAACCAGAUACGAUCUCAAUGCAUCAAUGGAAUGGUUGCUUAAUCACGAAGAAGAAUCAAUACCAAAUGAUAAUAGUUCGGCUGAUGAAAACGACGAAGAUGACACGCCGCAACAGGAAUCAUCAUCUUCAAACACUAAUAUGUCAUUAUUUUCUCCUACUGGACCAUUUCGUUCAUUUCGUGAGAUACGUCAACAACGAUUUCGUCCGAGCCGAAGUGCAUUAAAUUCGUUAAAAGAGGUUGGCUUUUCCGAAGAGGAUAUAUUAGUGGCAUUAAGAGCAUGUAAUAAUGAUAAAAAUGUUGCUUGUGAAUGGCUGCUUGGUGAAAAAAAUUCACAUCGUGAUGAUUAUGAAAGCGGUCUAGAUCCAGAGUCAAGUAUCUACAAAGCAAUAAUGAGUAACUCUGUUGUACAAAUUGCAUUGAAUAAUCCUAAAACAUUUUUUGUCAUGCUACAAAUAGCUGAAAAUCAAGCUAGUCUAACACAAUAUUUAAAUGAUAUAGAAAUUGGCAAUAUGUUGUUACAGAUAUCGAGAAUAUAUCAUGCUGAAAAAGAUAAUAUGAAUAUAAAUGAUCAAUUAACAACAAUAACAAAUGAUCAUUGA
Messenger RNA from Didymodactylos carnosus, 1356 nucleotides. The record is from the annotation of a GenBank genome assembly. Lineage: Eukaryota; Metazoa; Rotifera; Eurotatoria; Philodinida; Philodinidae.